This is a messenger RNA of Drosophila obscura, 1438 nucleotides long. RefSeq lists its product as uncharacterized. The record is from RefSeq and is a predicted model, not a curated record. Lineage: Eukaryota; Metazoa; Arthropoda; Insecta; Diptera; Drosophilidae. Bases 93 to 1331 code for a protein of 412 amino acids. The transcript is spliced from 4 exons.
AGUAAAGUAAAGGCAAAGCCCCCUUUAGAUAGAAGCUCGCCCCAAUCUCGCAGUCGCUCAUAACUAGAGUACCAAUUAGGUGGUGAGGCAACAUGGACAGUUUACCAGAUAUUUGCGAUCUUGGCCAGGUAAUCGAGCCACACCUUUCCGGUAGACUCCUUUGCAGCUACAAAACAAACAGUCUGACGCAACCGGGCGACAAUUACGGCAGCGUGCUACUAUCAAUACGCGCACAGGUGCAACGCCCAGAUGAUGAGCUUUAUGAAGAGCUUAAUUUGGUAGCCAAAGUCCCACCUACAGACCCUAAAUACUGGCAAUUCAUUCAGCCGGAAAGGACUUGUCUCACUGAAAAUGCUGUAUAUAAGAUCCUGGCGCCUGCCUUAGCCGCACUACAGGAAGAGGCGGGCAUUCCACAAGCUGCAAACUUUGACGGAUUCGCGCAAUACUACGGCUCCCGGACGUCGCUUCAUCCGAGCUGCCACCUGGUGGACCAUCAUGCCAUAUUGGUGCUGGAAAAUCUGCGCAGCAGCAACUACGUUCCAGGCCAGAGGCUGCAGCCCUACGACCUAUCUCACACAUUGAUGGCGCUUAGAUACAUGGCCCAGUUUCAUGCGCUUCCUCUUGCACUGCGGUUGCUGAAGCCCCAUGUAUUCCAGGAGAAGAUUAAACCCUUCUUUGACAAGUUCGAUUGGCAUGCGGCUGCCCCAGAGUCGAAGGCCAUCAUGAAAGCGGAGACACUAGAAGACAUACGCAAAGCCACCAACAAUAACGUAGAGUUGGUGUCCCGCGUUAAGCUAUUGUCAGACGAGUUUUUCGACUUCCUUGCAGCUCCCCCAAACUUGCCAGAUGGGCCAUUUACAAGUAUAAUCCACUCGGACUUCUGGAUCAAUAAUCUAAUGUUCCAGUACGGCCCCUCUGGCGAACCCACUCACAUGAAAAUAAUCGACUUCCAAACAGCGCAAUACGAUUCCGUUGUGCAUGACAUAAUCUCGUUUCUGUUAUCAAGCGUUGAUAUUCCUAUCUUGGAGCUACACUUCGAACACAUGUUGGGGGUCUACUUCAAGACAUUCAUAAGCUGUCUGGCAGGAGUGGGGGCAGAGGUAUCAGGAUACAGCUACGAAGCAUUUCGGGCGGAGGUGAAACGUGUUGCAUACAUCCAGGUGCCCCAUGCAUUAUUCAUGACGCGAUUCAUUCUGGCUGAGAAUGUGACCACCGAGCAAAAAGAACACCGUCAGCUGGCCGAACUUUUGAAGAACACGGGCUCGGAACGCAUAUGCCACAGACUGAACCAGAUUCUAAGCAUAGCAGAGCAGUUCGACAUAUUGUACUAAUCAAUGAUGCUCCUCGCACUCUAAUGCUAAUUGUUACAUUUUGCAUUCGGUUUUGCUCAUAUUUGUCAGCACAUUGCGAUACUGAGGCCAUUGUGUCUCAUCGCUGG